This is a messenger RNA of Cylindrotheca closterium, 2433 nucleotides long. NCBI's taxonomy places the organism in Eukaryota, Bacillariophyta, Bacillariophyceae, Bacillariales, Bacillariaceae. The record is from the annotation of a GenBank genome assembly.
AUGAUUAGCGAGGGUACUGCAGAAGGCAUUGGUUCCGCCAUGGCAACAGGUGGAAGUCAAACCUCGACUACCAAAGCCUUGCUGGUCUUCAUUCAUGUUCCCAAAGUCUUGCGGGUUUACAUUGACAAGCAGGAGGCCAACAAGAAGAUCGUCGACAAGAUGGAAUCCUCGGACGAUUCCAUUUUGGAGGAAACAACGGACAAAUCAGGCCACAAAAAGAAUUCAUCGUCCAUUGCUGCUGCGGCCAAUAAUAAUAAUAACAACAAGCCAAGCCACAAGAAGGCGUCGUCAUCCUUGAUCACGGCUUCCAAACCAGGCCACCGCAAGUCCAAUUCCAUAUCGAGAGGACACCGCAAGACGGACUCCUUUGCGUCCACCCGCAACGAAAUCCCCAUUUUGCCACUGGACGACUUGCCAUUGGACAAUUAUAAUAAUAACAACAACAAUAAUAAUGGUACCACCACGAGUACCACCCGGACGGUUCACACGGACAAUACCACGGAUGCCACGGAAAAGAUCUUACCAAGGAGCCGAGCCCCGAGCAUUGAUGAAACGGUUACAGACUCUGAAAUUGUUCCCGGGCAGCAUGCCAUUGGUUAUGUCGAGUCGGAAGAUAUUGAUAAAUCUACGAAACAGGCCGUCAUUGAACACAUUGUGACGGCUGAAGAAAUGGCGGCAGUCGUCAGUCUAGAAUUGGAAGAUGCCAAGGAAGAAGGAGCCGUAUGGGAUGCUGCCCCUUUGGAAGAAGAGGAAAUCAAAAAGGAAGUGGCAUCACCAUCUGCCGAACCCGCAUCUCUCAAAUCAGCCAUGAACAAGUUUUUUGGUAUCGUUACCAACAAGGACGAUGAAGUCAUGUCACGUCUCAAUCGAGAAGAAGUCAUUCAAAUCGUCAAGGCCCAGACGUCUGUGGCCAUUUUGCCAGAACCCGAACCAGCCAAGGGACCAGCGCCGAAUACGGAAAUCAAAAUGCAAGCCUUACUGCAACUGACUUGUAAAAAUCUCUUCAAGGAAGGGUGUUUCUUUACAGCUCCCGUCACGAUUGAUAUUACCAAGGGUGAGGGAAUAGCAUGGACACAAUUUACCAUCAUGUGCAAACCCAACAGUAUCGAUUUGGUGCUCGAGCGCCUCGAGAGAAUUGGUGUGGGAAGCAGUGUCGGCAUGAUUUCCGUUUACAAGUCGGAACUCUUAAAGACGGCAGACUCGCCGGACGAGACGGCCAUUAAAAAGGAGGUGGAGGAAGAAAAUAAAAAGGAAGCCAUGAAGCGUGGCAUCAAGGGAAGAUUGGAUGACGUCAAGUUGGAAGAAGUCAAGCAAGAAUGGAAGAAUGCGGCCAGUCGGAUGCGAGUGGAACAAAUUAAGGAGCAAAUUCAUGAACAAGCGGGAAUGACCUUUGACUUUUUGGCGCUCUUGCUCGUUGCCAGUAUUCUGGCUGGCGUUGGUCUUAUUACCAAUUCCACCGUGGUGAUUGUCGCUAGUAUGUUGGUGUCGCCCAUUAUGGGUCCCGUCAUGGGGAUUACCUUUGGGAGUCGGGUCUUGGACUGGAAGUUGGCACGAGAAUCGGCGGCAGUGGAAUUGGGGGCACUCGCGAUUGCCGUCUUGACGGGGGCAGUGGUGGGAUUUGCCGCGGCCUUUUCCCAGUAUGCCGAUGAAUGGCCUACACCUGAAAUGGGGUCUCGUGGGGAUGUCAGCGGAUUAAUCACGGGUAUUGCCAUUGCUAUUCCAAGUGGAAUGGGAGUUGCCUUGUCCAUCUUGGGAAACAACACUGCUUCUUUGGUUGGAGUUGCUAUUUCGGCUUCCUUGCUUCCUCCUGCUGUAAAUGCUGGAAUUUGUUGGGCAUUCGCCAUACUCAUUAGUGCAGGAGCAGUCGACGACAACGGCGAAGAUUUUGUCACGAUUGGUGCUAUCUCAUUUGUGCUUACGUUGGUCAAUAUUUUGUGCAUUUGGGUCUUUGGAAUUGUCAUGUUCACCAUCAAGGAGGUGACACCGUCCGUGAAGAAGAGCGCAUUUUGGGCACGGGAUAUCAAAGUGGCAAGAGCAACGCAAAAACAUGGACCUCCGAAGAAGGAAGUUGACCUUGAUACAAUCAAAGCUGGUUUGCAAGAAGCAUUGGAGCAGAAACGAAAUGAAGCGAACAAAGUGACUGGACCUGCAACUAAAAACUUGCGACGACGACGUCGCCAUCGCAGCCAUCGGCCUCGUGAUUUCUCCUUUAGUCUGAUUGAAGACGACGACGAAGAAGACGACGAGGUGGACCUUUUGGAAUUUUUUAUGAUGGGGUUAAAUCCAGUUAUGGAAGACACUGCAGGAAUGGAUCCAAAAGACAGAGCUGCCUACUUGGGAUUCCGGUCUUCACUCCAAGAUUUUGCAGUGGAGGAAGAGGUUGCCCCAGUGGUUCCAGAGAGACCAGCAUGGCUGUCUUUCUUGGGCAGGUAA